AUGCCCCCUCGGACCAAACAAACCUGCAAGAAGUCGACUGGUGGUGUGGCGCCUCGUGUCACCCUUAACCUACCUGGUGCCGUUUCGACCAUUUCAAGGGUAGAAGUGGGGACUGUGAGGAUUGAGGAGGAGGAGAGAAGGGACCACAACAAUUUCUGUCUUGUUUGUCGCGACGGAGCAGUGGACGACUACCACUUGUUCAUGUGCGACUUGUGUCCACGCACUAUGUGCUCCAACUGCUUGCAGAUCACGCCACGUCACCAGGACGUUAUUUCUGGAGUCGGUGUCACAUUUGUCUGCAUUUCCUGCCAUGUCCUAGUGCAACAUCAUGGCUGCGGCUCCCAGAAUCCUUACUUCGGAUUUUACCGCGAUGGGAAGCCCGUUUUCGACACAUUCCUUCAGAUCCAUGGGGCACUUGAGUUGUCCCACCAAGCACAGGUUUCGUCCGAAACCGUGCUAUUCAUCCAUCUUAACCUCAUCGACAAUGACACGACGGGCGGCCCUUUCAAACUCUCGCACGAUUUUCUCCUGCCUUACUUUCCUGACGGCGGAAUCGUUUUUCGUGAGGUCAUCUUUGACGUCGGCUCUGAUUCGAAGAUCGUCAAGUUUCAUUCUAUGGUCAACAAACUCGUCCUCAACCUCUUGGCUUUCCCUGGCGGUUUGAAACGCAUUAUCUUUGGGGUCUCCGACCAUACCGACAAUGACUUCGGCGACCCCUUUGUAGGCUACAAGGGCAAGAAGAAAACUUAUAUUUCGACUCCAGUCAAUACUUUUUUGGACAUCGUGCUUGGUCCUUUCAAGGAUCUCAUCAACCUUGCUGUUGAAUCGUACCUAUGGUUGUUCUGUUGCGGCGCUAUUGUCAACAACUCCGAGAGCUUCGAAAACUUGAAGACCUCAGUACUCCAACAUCAACUUUCCGCUUCUGUAGCCUUCAAUGCAAAUUCCGACUCAUUGAACGUCAUCAAAUUCACAUGGACCCAUGCUGUGUUUCGCCCUUGGGGGCAGUACCUCCCUGUCCAAUGCCCAAAGUAUUGGACCAGUAGCUUCAGAGCUAUCCUAGUCAGUUAUCAAUCCAAGUUCUUGGCUGCCAAUUCAAAGUCAGAGCGGUCUCGUGUGAUCAAGAAAAUUCGAAAGGCCAUAGUUGUAGCUCACAAGGAACAAGGCGAACAAGUGCCUUUGCCAAGUUCUUUGAAGAAGGCAAUCAAAAAAUACUACGGACGCAAAAAUGACGAAGAAGAAUCUGAUGAGGAAGGAGCUGCAAAGGCAAGGGAGAUUAGUGCCCGUCCAAAGGAAGCAUCUUUCUAUAAGAAAAUGCUGACCGACUGGGACGUGGCUCAGAGAUUGUUUAAACAAGAAAUGGAUGAAUUUGACAAGGCAGAGCAGGCGAGAAAAGGUGUGAAGGAUCCCAUCAAGUUUCGUACUCGUCAUGCGCGAGAAUGGUUCAACCAAAUGUCAUUGACACAGAAGAAAGAAGUUGAUUAUGCACGAGAGAAGUGGAACACAGAGGGGGCACCAGAAGAAAGCCAGGUUAUACAUGAAUCUCAGCCUAGGAAUGUCAAAAAAAGUUUCUCCGUCAGCUCAGACGGUAUAAAAGAGUGGACUUCAACUGGGUUCGAGUUCUUUGCUGAGUGGGCGAAGGGCGAAUUUUACCCAACAGCUGAUCAAGACGACAAGGAAGAGGAGGAACAUGGACUACCUGAACUCAUUUUGGACGAUGAAGGCUAUGCCCAACUUCCUUCUCGUGAUGGUAUCAGACUUAAGGGUCAACAAGAGCUUAAGUUUUCACUGGCACUAUAUUUGGCGGCUAGUUCUGUUCCAGAUAAUCUUCUCAUCUGUGACCCCUCUCACAUGAGAUCGAAGGAUAUCAAUGUCAUCUGGAAGUAUUGGGAGAGUCGGAGCGUGGCGAAAAAGAGGCUUGUCUCUUUUAUCAAGGCAAGACCAAUGGACAUGAGACGUAGUAAAAGGGACAAAGCAAGUUCCAGGAAGGUGAAACCAUAUGACGAAGUUACCUCUGAAGAAGAACAGCAUAGUCUGGCUGGACUGGGUGCUACUUUAGCUGUAGUAUCGCCAGCUGAGGUUCCACUUGACCGCCGCUUUGAAUUUUUAGAUGGGCUCAGCACUGAUAGCUCUUACCUGGAGCUCGUAGAUGCAGUCAAGGAUCUGGCUAAAAUGACGGAAAAUAUUUCAACACCAAACGAGGAGCUUGAGUUACCUCCAUGGGUUGAUUGGUGUUGCGGAGAGUCUUACCUUCCAGAGUAUUUGCAUGGGUCACAGGACAUGGUGAUGGCCAGCUUGGAGUAUGAAGAAGACGAGGCCCCACCUGGUACCCCCAUCUACUUGGCCAGUUCAAUCAUGGACCUCCAAUGUAUGAUUAAGGUGGACAACGCAAUCCGUCAUACCUUAUGCGCCAUUGUAGGCCUCAUUGAGUUGGCGAUGAAGGCUACAUCAGGUGACUUUGAUGAGGGUGAUCAGGAGGAGAUGAAGGGAGUUGAUGGUGAGAACGUGGACAAGGAUGAGGACAAGGAAGAGGACAAGGACGAGGAUGAGGAUAAGGACAAGGAUGAGGAUGAGGAAGAGGAUGAGGAAGAGGAUGAGGACAUGGAAGAGGACAAGGACCAGGACGAGGAAGAUGAGCAGGAGGAGGUGACAGGAGAUUUGGAUGUGCAGAUGCAGGAGGUGGAGAAGGACAACGAGCAGGAACAGGAGGCAGGCAAAUCCAAAGGGAAGAAAAGGGUGAGAAACCAGACUUCCUCAGUGAAGACUAAGAAGGCCAGGAUUGAAGAUGAACCUAUUCGUCAGUCAACCAGAUCUAGGCAACCAUCUAGGAAGAAUAUUCUUUAG
This is a messenger RNA of Suillus bovinus, 2841 nucleotides long. RefSeq lists its product as uncharacterized. Bases 1 to 2841 code for a protein of 946 amino acids. Lineage: Eukaryota; Fungi; Basidiomycota; Agaricomycetes; Boletales; Suillaceae. The record is from RefSeq and is a predicted model, not a curated record. The transcript has 14 exons.